Molecule: messenger RNA, 1487 nt
Organism: Juglans microcarpa x Juglans regia
Lineage: Eukaryota; Viridiplantae; Streptophyta; Magnoliopsida; Fagales; Juglandaceae
Exons: 7
Coding region: 371-1099 (242 amino acids)
Source: RefSeq, a predicted model, not a curated record
ACAAACAACAAAAAAAAAAUGAAAAGAAGCAUACUCCUUGUCCGACGUGAAAACCCUCCUUCUCUUAUUGUUUCUCUCUCUGUUUUUUCCCCUCUGCUUCGAGAAAAUACAAUAGUCCGUUUAACGUAGAGCUCCCUUCAGUCUCAUACUUAUAUAUAGUUUUGCAACUUCUGUAUGCUUAUCUUUCUCUCUCUGGCCCAAACUUGGAGUUUUCAAUCGGUUUUUACCUGGAUUCUUGGUAAUUCGUGGCGGGAGAGUGAAAUUGGCGGGAACCAGCGGUCGGUUUUGAGGUUCUAGGAAUUGGGUUCUGCUGGGAUUUGCGUUUGGAAUUGAACUUGAGAUUUCGGUGUGUAUUUUUUUAGUGGAUUCCAUGGCUAACCCGUCUGGAAACCAUCAAGAGGCAUCGUCGUCUUCGUUCAACGGCCACGUGGCCGCUGGUGGGAACACGAGCAACGGGAAUUCAGGUGCGCCGCCGGACAACCAGUCCAUGAAGCACAACCCGGGAAUCUCCUUGGACUGGACCGUGGACGAGCAGGCCACACUCGAAGAAGGGCUCGCAAACUUUUGUUCGGAAUCAAACAUAAUACGCUAUGCAAAGAUAGCUAUGAAACUGCCAAAUAAGUCGGUUCGGGAUGUGGCAUUGCGUUGCCGAUGGAUGACUAAAAAAGAGAAUAGCAAGAGACGGAAGGAUGAACAUAAUUUAACAAGGAAAAACAAAGACAAAAAGGAAAGAGUCAUUGAUUCUUCAGCUAAGUCAUCUCCCUUUGCGGCACGACCCAAUGUUCCCCCAUACGCUCCACCAACAAUGGAUAAUGAUGAUGGCAUCUCAUUCAAAGCUAUUGGUGGUGUGACGGGAGAUCUUCUGGAGCAAAAUGCACAGGCCUUACAUCAAAUUUCAUUAAACCUUACAGCUAUGCAGCUACGGGAAAACACGAGUCUCUUCUGUCAAACUCGCGAUAACAUCCACAAAAUAAUGAAUGACUUGAGCUUGAAUGACACGCCAGAAGUAAUGAAGCAAAUGCCACCACUUCCAGCGAAGUUGAAUGAAGAGCUAGCUAACUCCAUCCUUCCUCUCACAAACCUUCCAAUGCAACCAUGAUCAGCCUUAUCCAUACCUAGGUUUUGGAUCUAUCCCCCAAGGCCUGUUGCACAGCCUCUCAAUCGAAUGAUGGUCCUGCCUCAACUGGGAUCUUUCAAUGAAAUCCUGACAUCCAAACAAGGAAAAUAAUUCUCUACCAAAUUGGCCAUGGUGGUCCCAAUCCAAAUAUUGUCUGACCCAAUUGUUGUGUGCAGAAAGGCAGUAUUUAUUUGUCUUUGUUAAUGUUCUUGUUUCGUUCUAUAAAUUAUUUUGGAUAGUUGGACUGUCACUUGGGCUUUUAUAAAUUAGGGAAUAAGGAUUCUUUUGUUAUCUUUUAGUAAAAACUAGGGAAUGAAGAGUAAAAAUUUGUAUCAUUUUGGAUGUUUUUAUGAUGAUGUAAUUAGUUCUU